AUGGACGACGUCGAGGACCAGACAGGCGAGACGAGACAGCAGAUCCGGAGGCCACAGCCUCAGGAGAGUCCUGGGAGUCCUCGACCAACUCCUCAGACAGCGACAAUAGUGUACGGCUUUGAAGCCCUUCUGGAGACACUUGUGGGUCUGUCUGAAGGAUGGUACAAUGGAUUAGCCUCGCGAGCGCAGAGGGAGGAGGUCAAUGGGGUCUAUAUUGCUUUUCCCACGCACCAUGCUAGUGUGGUCUCGCUAGACAAAUUAGCAAUGCAGCAGCCGCGGUUUGCGUCAAUGGAUUUGGAACUGACGCCGUGGGCUACGGCGGGGGGAUUUGGUGAGAGCCGCAGGGGAUGGCUGAUUUUCGAGGGUGACGCAGAGUGCGAAAGCUUGCAUGCUGGAGGCGCUGAAGAGCAUACGUUGUGCAACGGGAGAGGCCUACGGAAGGGCAACGAAAGCAUCUGA
Molecule: messenger RNA, 459 nt
Organism: Westerdykella ornata
Lineage: Eukaryota; Fungi; Ascomycota; Dothideomycetes; Pleosporales; Sporormiaceae
Exons: 1
Coding region: 1-459 (152 amino acids)
Source: RefSeq, a predicted model, not a curated record